GCUAUCAUUUGUCAUUUGCGAUAAUAAACAUUCCACUAAAUUUAAAAUAGAGUUGCAUUUCUUAUAUUUAGUUCUUUUAAAGACAGUGAAAAAAGUGACAAUAUUGCAUCGUAAUCCAUAUGCAGUGUGCAGUAAACUAUUCUUCUUUGUUUUGGUGCUGUGUUAGUUUUCUUUGUUGUAGGUUAUGAGUCACAGUCUGCUUUCUUAUCGUAUUCAAUAUUUGUGGCUUUUAUAUCAAACCUAUUCUUCUAUUGGUAAUUUAAAUCCUCGAAUAUAAUAAAAAUAUCAAUAUGAAAGAAAGGUACAAAAGAUAAAUAACAUUGUUGAUAUCCAGAAGAUCAAAAAGAAAGAUAUACAGAUUAUCAAUGUUACAUCUGUGUGUAUAAAGAAAUGUUUAUAGUAUAUUAUAAUAAUGAAAUUAUUAUAAAGUGUACUUACAAAUAGUAUUGUGUAAAGUUUUUAUACCAAUUAGGUAUUUAUUGAAGUGUUAACACACUAUGGUUAAUGAAUAGAAAUGUAUGUGAAUAAGAAUACAAAUAUUUAACAUUGUGAAUUCUAAUUAUUCUUAAAAAGAAGAUGCACAGUAUUGUUCUAAACUCUGUCCAAAGUAUUAAAAUGAAGCUGAAACUAGUUUUUAUACCAUUUUAAAUGAUAUGAUUAAAACUAUAAAUAGUGAUUUGUAAAGAGAUAAACAUCAAACUGAAAAAGUACAAAUAAGCAUAUAAAGUAUUGCUUAUGUAAUAAAUUUUGAAACAUAUUUAUCUUUUACAAUAUCUCAGUUGUUAAAAAAGAAAAGAGAAAAUAUUCUGUACCAAAUAUGACUGGUGUAUUAAGAGAUAAACCGUGGGGAUUACAAUUAUUAGAAUAUGCAAUUUUCAAAUACUGUCCACAUAGUCGUGUCAAUCGAAUAGCAUGGCAUCAAGGUGGCAUCUUGGCACUUACAUAUUUAGCAUAUACCUGUUAUCAUAUGACAAGGAAACCUAUAUCCGUUGUAAAAAAUGUAUUGAGCCUGAACUGUAGCAGUUUGUCACCACCUGAUAAUAUUUUAAUUAAUAGCACAAAUAAAGAUACAUGGUGUGAUUGGGCUCCAUUUGAUACUUCGGAGGCACCAGCAUUACUUGGCAUGUUAGACUCAGCAUUUCUGUUUUCAUAUGCAGCAGCCAUGUUCCUCAGUGGUUUCAUAGCAGAAAGAGUAAACCUACGGUAUUUUCUAACAUUUGGUAUGCUUGGAUCGGGUAUAUCUUGUUACCUUUUUGGCAUUGCUAGGCCAUAUAAUAUCCAUAGUUUAUGGUAUUUUGUUUUGGUCCAAGCAAUGGGUGGUAUAUUCCAAACAUCAGGUUGGCCAGGUGUAGUCACAGUUGUUGGAAAUUGGUUUGGAAAAGGAAAACGAGGAUUAAUCUUUGGAAUAUGGAAUUCUCAUACAUCAUUAGGAAACAUUUUGGGUACUUUAAUAGCUGCUGAGUUUGUGGAAUCUGAUUGGGGUUUAACUUUCAUGGUACCUGGUGUUACAAUGGGCUUGGCAGGAUUUAUAAUAUUUCUAUUUCUAGAACCCAAUCCUAUAAAUGUAGGAUGUAUUCCACCUAUUUCUCCUAGGUAUAGAAAAUUCAAUGCUACCGACAGUUCAGACGAAGAGAAUGAUGCAGAUAUUUGUAGAAAUUGUAGUAAUGAUAUCGAAGACCGUCUCAUCUAUCGCUGUGCCUACCGCGAACAAAUUGGUGACGAAGAUUUGACAAGUUUAAGAUCUGAAACAAGUCCAAUAUUGGCAAGGCAUAGACGUUUACAAGAACAUCAUAGAGAAAAUGCCGUUGGAUUUAGAGGGGCUAUGGGUAUACCUGGAGUUAUAGAAUAUUCUCUUUCUUUAUUCUUUGCAAAGCUUGUAAGCUACACGUUCCUAUACUGGUUACCAUUGUACAUUGCAGCAUCAACUACUUAUGGUACAACGUUAAGCGCAAAUGUUUCGACUUUAUUUGAUGUUGGUGGUAUUGCAGGUGCAAUAAUAGCUGGUGUUUUAUCAGAUUACAGUGGUAUGAGUGCCCUAACAUGUGCAGUUAUGCUUGGAUUUGCAGUUCCUGCGUUAUUUAUAUAUGACUACAUUGGAAGCGCUAGCUUAUACGUCAAUAUGAUAUUACUAUCAAUAGUAGGAAUAUUAGUUAAUGGACCUUAUGCCUUGAUAACAACUGCUGUAUCUGCUGAACUUGGAACUCAUCCUAGUCUAGGAAAUAAUUCUAAAGCUUUAGCUACAGUUACUGCUAUCAUUGAUGGAACAGGCAGUAUUGGUGCUGCAGUUGGUCCAUUAUUAGCAGGUUUGGUAUCACAUUGGGCUGGUUGGCACAAUGUAUUUUAUAUGCUUAUGGUUGCAGAUAUGCUGGCAUUAUUGUUUUUAUCAAGAUUAGUUUACAGAGAUAUACAAGUACAUAGACAACGACGUAGAAUUGUUUAACGUCAUUCUCUUAUGUCAGAUAAUAAAUAAUGAAUAAAUAUGAAAAUAAACAAAUUUUACGAAUUUGCACCUGCAAUUUCAAUUUUUUUU
This is a messenger RNA of Colletes gigas, 2530 nucleotides long. RefSeq names its product glucose-6-phosphate exchanger SLC37A2 (gene MFS16). NCBI's taxonomy places the organism in Eukaryota, Metazoa, Arthropoda, Insecta, Hymenoptera, Colletidae. Gene Ontology annotation, molecular function: transmembrane transporter activity. The coding region runs from base 818 to 2440 and encodes 540 amino acids. Gene Ontology annotation, biological process: transmembrane transport. Gene Ontology annotation, cellular component: membrane. The record is from RefSeq and is a predicted model, not a curated record. The transcript is spliced from 9 exons.